Messenger RNA from Prunus avium (sweet cherry), 1817 nucleotides. RefSeq names its product putative proteasome inhibitor. NCBI's taxonomy places the organism in Eukaryota, Viridiplantae, Streptophyta, Magnoliopsida, Rosales, Rosaceae. Gene Ontology annotation, biological process: proteasome-mediated ubiquitin-dependent protein catabolic process. The record is from RefSeq and is a predicted model, not a curated record. Gene Ontology annotation, molecular function: endopeptidase inhibitor activity; proteasome binding.
CAAACGAUUGAGAAGAUCAACAAUUUUCUUAGAAUAAAAAAUCUUUGUUCCUGCCAUUUUCAUAGGAAACCCUUACAGCUGAACUUGUAAGAUUUUUUCCUUCCAAAAUGAGCAAAUGCAAAAAUGAUUCUUGAGUGCCUGCGAAGGCUUGAACAAUUUGUAAGUUUGGCAAUUAAGAGGAAAAGGAAAAACCUUGGUCCUUCUAUCUUGAAGGGGAACACCACUAUAGACAUAUUGGAUGGUAUUGUCUUCAUGUUUUGGCAAAUUGGCAUGGGAAUUUCAGGUGCAAAACAAUAGAUCCCAAUAGGCUAAGGUGCAAAACAAAAAAUCGAAAGAAACAAUAUUAAAAAAAGACUCUUCAAAUUAGGGUGGCAAAAGCUUUGCUUGUGAGUAAUUGAGCUUUAAAUAUGUUUUACUUGUAAAAAUACAAUUUUACAUUCCAAAUGAGUUUCCUUUAUUUUUGAAACGCCGCAGCAGACUGCUUCCUUCCCAAGAUAAAAACUAGCCGUAAAGCCACGCUUUAGUGUUUUCCUUAUUUUCCUUGCAGAACAUUAGGGAAAACCCACCUUUCAAGUUUCAAUCUCGCUGAGAAAAGAGAAAGCUUUAGCUACAAGGUAGCUAGCCAUGGCGAGCGGGAAGUCGGUGAUGGCUUUGAUCAAAGCCCUGAAGCCCGCAUUUCGCAACGGCAACAACAACGACAAGGUCGCCUUUGCCGUUCACUCUUUCUUCUUAGCUUCUGGCUACGAGCUCACCGCCACAGGUACCCCUGCCUUCAACCCCUCUGGCCUCACCUCUGCUUCCACAGAUGAAGUGGGUAUUCAGGACUGGAACGAGCUUGACGACCAGUACGCCUUCAUCUAUGUGAAACCGGAAAAGGGUUCGAGGAAGGUGCUUGUGAAGUGUCUUGUAAUGGAGGGAAAAUUGCAUGUUUAUUAUGCUUUGACUGAUGGGUCUUCUAAGCAUGUGGAACUUGAUGUUGGCAACUAUGUUGAGGAAAAUGGAGGCGGCAAUUACUCCAGACAGUUCAAGAAUAUGGAGAUGCUAGUGACACGUCUGGAGUCUCUGCAGCAUUUUAGUUCAGAAACAAGUGAGACUAACUGUGUGAGGAGGAUCAAAAUUGAAUCUCAUUCUGGUCCUGUUCCACAAACUCAUAUUUCAGGACGCAAAAGAAAGGAGCUCCUUACUCUCUGUGAGGAGAAGGAAACUCCAGCUAACACCACCAAUGUCGCCGUGGCCGGUUCUGUCAAAUUGAAAGACUUCAAAGAGGAUAAAGUUUCUAUGCAGCAUGUGUACAGCAUAAGGCGAGUGAAGCAGAAAAUAGGUACAGGGUCAGAUGAAGCAGAUGGUCUUGGCAUACUGAUUGAGGACAAGAAAACGGAUAUUAAGGAGCCUCAUUAUGUUCCAGCUACUGCCCUCAUGGCCGAGCCCGUCCCUGCUUCUAAGGCUGCUGACUCUGUGCCUGCAACCCAGUUCCAUCAUUUGUCAGAUGAGAUGCUACCAUCACCUCUGAAGAAAAUAAGUCCUCGCCAUCUCCAAGAUGGAGAAGUGUACCGAGGUGGUAAAAGGAUGAGACGGUGAUGCUAUGUAGGAAAAUAAUCAAAGAAGAAAAGAGCCCAAAAGAAGCCUGAAACUUGAAUGGACUAGUCUGAGGCUUUGCGCCCAAGUUUCACAACAUGAAGACAUAAAUCUAGCCCAUAUUAUCAAAUUUCUAUUUUUUUUUGGGUUUGUAGCCCAUAGUUAUUGAAGCUAAUAAUAAUGUGACACGUGGCACACAUCGCUGUUGUUGAUUCCACGAAAACAAAUUUGAGACCUAACAA